Spathaspora passalidarum NRRL Y-27907 is the source of this 789-nucleotide messenger RNA. Its product is annotated as palmitoyl-(protein) hydrolase. Gene Ontology annotation, cellular component: cytoplasm. Gene Ontology annotation, biological process: protein depalmitoylation. Lineage: Eukaryota; Fungi; Ascomycota; Pichiomycetes; Serinales; Debaryomycetaceae. The transcript has a single exon. Gene Ontology annotation, molecular function: palmitoyl-(protein) hydrolase activity; carboxylic ester hydrolase activity. The record is from RefSeq and is a predicted model, not a curated record. The coding region runs from base 45 to 746 and encodes 233 amino acids.
UCAUCUUCUUUGUUGCAAGUAUCUUCUUUAUUUUUAGUCCGAUAAUGAGCAAUUUAAUAAACGCAAUCAGAGUCUCUUCUCAAAAGACUCCUGUUAAAGGUGCAGUGAUUUUCUUGCACGGAUUAGGUGAUACUGGUGAAGGGUGGUCAUGGUUUCCUCAGUUGAUCAACCAAACCAAGAUAAUCAAAAACUCAGAUGCCAUCAAUUAUGUGUUCCCAAACGCACCACAGAUCCCAAUUACAGUCAAUGGUGGUUACGUCAUGCCAGCUUGGUUUGAUAUUUACGCCUUUGGAGAUCCUAAUGCCAGACAAGAUGUCACUGGUUUCUUCAAAAGUUGUGAGGUUUUGAAGAGUUUAAUUAAGGAACAAAUAGAAGUCCACGGUGUCCCACCAGAAAAGAUAAUAAUCGGUGGGUUCUCUCAAGGUGCUGCUAUCUCGUUAGCCACUGCUUCCAUUUUGGAUUUCAAAAUCGGUGGUGUAGUUGCAUUGUCUGGUUUCUGUCCAGUGAAGAAUGACGUAUUAGAGAGACACGAAAAACUGGGUGUCAAUUUCAACACUCCAAUUUUCCAAGGUCAUGGUAAGGCCGAUCCCCUUAUCAAGUUUGACUAUGGCCAACAAACAAGUGAAUUCUACAAGAGCUUAGGCUUUAACAAUUAUACUUUCCGCGGUUACGAGGGUGUAGCCCAUAGUGCUGAUGACCAAGAAUUGGUUGAUGUGAUGAAGUUCAUCCAUGAUAUUGUUCAAUAGUGAAUAAGUGAGUCAAUCAACAAGUAUAUAUAUAUAUAUAUAU